Messenger RNA from Phycomyces blakesleeanus NRRL 1555(-), 1209 nucleotides. RefSeq lists its product as hypothetical. Gene Ontology annotation, biological process: phospholipid metabolic process. The transcript is spliced from 7 exons. Lineage: Eukaryota; Fungi; Mucoromycota; Mucoromycetes; Mucorales; Phycomycetaceae. The record is from RefSeq and is a predicted model, not a curated record. Gene Ontology annotation, molecular function: phosphatidate phosphatase activity. The coding region runs from base 1 to 1026 and encodes 341 amino acids.
AUGACUUUCGUAAAGUGGAAAACCUCUCGAAGACGACGCAUAUUCCUCUCGUAUCUCAAGGACUGGCUACUUGUCUUUAUCAUGAUCAUUCUCUUCUUCUCUCUUGAUAAGAUUCACCCAUACCACAGAGAAUUCUCAGUAAAAGAUCCGCGAUUAAUGUUCUCUAGUAAACCAGAGACUGUACCUGUCUGGCUAUUGAUUGUUGUUGCUAUCGUUGCACCAAUGGUUUUUAUUGCACUUGUUUCACUGGUCAUAAAACGCAGUGGAAAUGAUUUCCACAAUGGCUUCUUGGGUCUUUGCUUGUCAUUGUCAAUGACAAUUAUGGUUACCGAAAUUACUGUAGGAAGACCAAGACCAGACUUCUUUGCCAGAUGCCAUUUACCUGUAGAUGCAGUCGACCCACCCUUUGGACUUUCAAACUACACAAUAUGUCUAGAGCCUUCAGAUACCCCAGAUAUGAUCGAUGCCUUUAAAAGUUUUCCAAGUGGACAUGCUUCUUUUUCCUUUGCUGGUCUGGGGUUCUUGGCAUUCUACUUGGCGGGAAAAAUGCAUCUAUUCGAUGAGCUCGGGCACACCUACAAAGGGUUUAUCUUUGCAUUCCCUUGGCUUGGUGCACUAUUGAUAGCUAUUUCGCGCACAAGAGAUUACAAGCACCACUGGACGGAUGUUUUUGUUGGAGGCAUUCUUGGUGGCGCUCUGUCCUACUUUGCUUACCGGCAAUACUUCCCUUCGCUUACACACCCUUGUUGUGAUAAGCCAUACGGUGCUCGUAUUCGUUCCAAUGAUUUCCGAAAUACAUUUCCGGAGGCCGAUGAAGCGUGUAGACCAAUAGACUUUGAUUCUGAUCCUGAUACUGUUAGUCGAUAUGCUUCUACGACAAGAAGACCUGACCGUCCCCGUCCACUUUCGUCUCCUGUAUCACAUCCUCCGGCUAUUUUCCCAGCAUCCAAUACACACACAUACCGAUUGAGUGGGUCAAAUUCCACCUCUAUCACCUACCCACCAAAAGCGAAUAGCAUGAUUUGAGAAUGCUCCCACAAUUAUUCAUUGAAUAUAUAGAUAUUCACUUCCUUUUGCUUUCUUGGCAUAUGUACAUAAUCUGUAUCUACGUCCAAAAUUUUAUUUUAGAUAAUCAGAAAAAAAUAAUAUUAUUUAUACAAACACAAAUACACAAAUAUAUACAAAAAACAUACCCUACGUUACACAUUU